This is a messenger RNA of Cladophialophora psammophila CBS 110553, 1254 nucleotides long. RefSeq lists its product as uncharacterized. Lineage: Eukaryota; Fungi; Ascomycota; Eurotiomycetes; Chaetothyriales; Herpotrichiellaceae. The record is from RefSeq and is a predicted model, not a curated record. The transcript has a single exon. The coding region runs from base 1 to 1254 and encodes 417 amino acids.
AUGCCACAGCCUCAGCCCUCUGAUACCUCGGACGCGUUGCAGAAACUCACUAUCCGGGACUCAUGUCUGGAAUCAGGUCGCGAGCCAAGCGUAGCUCUGCCUUUGGUGUCUCGCGAGGACCAGAUUGCAGGACUACUGGAUAGUGAGGGAAAUGACCAGAGUCAGGCGUCAGAAAACAGUGGCCAACUACAUCUUUCGAGCCCGGUCAAUGCCGAACAAAGAUCCAAUUGGGACCUCGUCAGGUCCAACGAAGCAGCUUCUGAAGUCUCAUCUCCCCCUCCUCCGCCUCCAGAUACGUGGGAUUCGCUCGCAACUCGCAGCUUAGCGUCGUUGUCGGAGCUCGCGUUUGAUGCGCAAGCUAUUGACAGCCUGGAUUGGAUCACAGAAAUCUUGCGAAGCUAUACUUGUCUGGAUGAUUUCUUAGCUAAAGCACCGAAGGAGCUGAUGUUCUGGUUCUUCCAGCAACGGAAGACCUUUCUAUCACAGAAAACAAUGACGAAAUGGAGCCGUGACAAUCUGGACGACUACAUUCUUCUGCCUGCCCAAAAUGGCUUCGUCAGCCGGAGUGAAUGCUUUUUUAUGAGCCAUUUUUGGCUCACGCAAGAUCACCCUGAUCCCGACGGCGAAUGUCUACGCCUUCUUCAAGCAGAGCUUCGGCCACAGCAUUGGUCGUACAUCUGGGUAGACUGGACAUGCAUACCCCAGAGUCCGCGCACCCAGGCAGAAGAGACAUAUUUUCUACGAUCGCUGGGAACAAUGCCGGGAAUCGUUCGGAAUUGUGCAUUUAUUUGGUUUUACCCGCCCUUUGAAGCACGCCUGUGGAUUUUAUUUGAAAUUGCCGAGUUCACCCUUACGUCCAUUGUGGAGUUUGAAGCAACCCCGGACAUCAGGGAGUUUAAAGACCACAUCCGGCAAAUGGUGGACACGAGCGUGCGUUCGGUACUGGACAAGUAUGGCUACAAGUGUACGCACAACCGCGACAAGGCAUUUCUCACUUCUUGGCUCGAAAUACUCAUCCUUCUACGAAGAUUGUCUGUUGAAAUCGACGACAUCAGGCGGAUUAUGGAUCACCUAACCUGGUUUCAAACGACCCAAGUAAUAAUAGUUAAGGCGCCAGGCGCCGUUUUUGAGCUCUGCAAGUUUCAAGGCACCUUCAUUCUCAAUGGGGAGCGCUACAAAUUCACUCCGUUUCCUAAGUGGGUAAGUUCUCCUAUCAUUAAUCAUGAUACCUUUCCUUUUGUUAAAGGUUAUUGA